Rhinolophus ferrumequinum (greater horseshoe bat) is the source of this 843-nucleotide messenger RNA. It is a transcript of the gene KCTD2, whose product is annotated as potassium channel tetramerization domain containing 2. Gene Ontology annotation, molecular function: cullin family protein binding. NCBI's taxonomy places the organism in Eukaryota, Metazoa, Chordata, Mammalia, Chiroptera, Rhinolophidae. Gene Ontology annotation, cellular component: cytoplasm; Cul3-RING ubiquitin ligase complex. The transcript is spliced from 6 exons. The record is from RefSeq and is a predicted model, not a curated record. Gene Ontology annotation, biological process: protein homooligomerization; proteasome-mediated ubiquitin-dependent protein catabolic process. The coding region runs from base 33 to 821 and encodes 262 amino acids.
CGCGCGGGCAGCGGCGGCGGCGGCUGCCCAAGAUGGCGGAGCUGCAACUGGACCCGGCGAUGGCCGGGCUGGGAGGGGGUGGCGGGAGCGGACUGGGCGACGGGGGCGGCCCUUGCCGCGGGCCCCCCAGCCCUCGCCCCGCUGGCCCUACUCCCCGCGGGCACGGUCGCCCUCCUGCCGCCGCGCAGCCGCUGGAGCCGGGUCCCGGACCGCCCGAGCGGGCAGGGGGCGGCGGCGCGGCCCGCUGGGUCCGGCUGAACGUGGGCGGCACCUACUUCGUCACCACCAGACAGACCCUAGGCCGGGAGCCCAAGUCCUUCCUCUGCCGCCUCUGCUGCCAGGAGGACCCGGAGCUGGACUCAGACAAGGACGAGACAGGAGCCUAUCUGAUUGACAGGGAUCCUACCUACUUUGGCCCUAUCCUAAACUACCUCCGCCAUGGGAAGCUCAUCAUUACAAAGGAGUUGGCAGAAGAAGGUGUGCUGGAAGAGGCGGAGUUUUAUAACAUCGCAUCUCUUGUGCGACUGGUUAAGGAAAGGAUACGGGACAAUGAGAACAGAACUUCACAAGGCCCCGUGAAGCAUGUGUACCGAGUCCUGCAGUGCCAAGAAGAGGAGCUUACGCAGAUGGUCUCCACUAUGUCUGAUGGUUGGAAAUUCGAACAGCUAAUCAGCAUUGGAUCUUCCUAUAACUAUGGAAAUGAAGAUCAGGCAGAAUUCCUCUGUGUUGUCUCCAGAGAGCUAAAUAAUUCUACCAAUGGCAUUGUCAUAGAGCCGAGUGAGAAGGCAAAGAUUCUUCAAGAGAGAGGAUCGCGGAUGUAAACUCCAGAAUCCGAAAUGUCAA